UCAGGCGCUGCGGGAGCCGCGGGUUACAGUGCAGACAUGGCCAAGUCCAAGAACCACACCACACACAACCAGUCCCACAAAUGGCACAGAAACGGCAUCAAGAAACCCCGGUCGCAAAGAUAUGAAUCUCUUAAGAGGGUUGACCCCAAGUUCCUGAGAAACAUGCGUUUUGCCAAGAAGCACAACAAGAAAGGCCUGAAGAAGAUGCAGGCCAACAACGCAAAGGCAGUGAGUGCGGGCGCAGAGGCCAUCAAGCCCAAAAUGCCAAAAGGCCCCAAACUCAAGCGGCUGGCUUUCAUCGUUCACCCUAAGCUUGGGAAGCGGAUUCGAAGCUACAUGGCCAAGGGUCAGAGGCUCUGCCAACCAAAGCCCAGGGUUCAAACCAAGGCAGAGGCCAAAGCUCCAGCUAAGGCCCAGGCUUCAGUCCAGCCCAGGCCCCCAAAGGUGCCCAGGCCCCUGUGA
Messenger RNA from Mus musculus (house mouse), 462 nucleotides. RefSeq names its product predicted gene 8940. The coding region runs from base 37 to 462 and encodes 141 amino acids. The record is from RefSeq and is a predicted model, not a curated record. The transcript has a single exon. NCBI's taxonomy places the organism in Eukaryota, Metazoa, Chordata, Mammalia, Rodentia, Muridae.